AUGCAGCUGCACUUCGAGCCGGGCCGGCGGCUCUCCGACGUGGCCAGGGGCGCCAGGCUUCUGCGGUCGCGUCCGGGCUCGCAGAUGACCUCGCCGAGCGUGUCGUGCGCGAAACGCCUGGAGCUUGGCGUAGCCAUCCGCAGCGGCAGGGUCAUCUCCACGAGGGUCGAGCGGAUGGCCAGGAUCCCCCAGCGAGGACAGUCUGCCACGAAGUGGUCCACGUCGUCCGAGCCCUCCAUGCCGCAGGUGCCGCAGAGGCCCAACACGUCGGAGCACAUGAAGCGCAUGCGACGCCCUCUGCGGGCGCGUCGGAGCCGCGCGGAGCCGCAGAGGGCGACGCUCAGCGGCCGGCACCGGCACGGCGAGCCACAGCCCGGGGCGGAGCUCCGCACCCCCGCCUGCGAGCGCCACGCAGCCGACGUCCGGCCCGAGGGCUGCGCUCAGGCCAACGCGACUUUCCGGGUGCCUCAGCUCGACUGGGAGUGCGCCGCGGACUUGAGUGCGACCGAGUCCGAGUGGAGAGGCGGCGCCGCCCCCGCCGAUUUCGAGGAGCUCCUCGGGUCCAUGGGCGACAUUUUGGGCGAGACUGCGACCGACGCCAGCUCACGGGGUCGAAUAGGUGACGUCACCACGACCAUCGCCUGCGAGCACACCCCGUCGCAGAGGCGCGUGAUGGAUAAGCUUACGGUGGAGGUCAGCGUGGAGAUCUCCGAGCGUGUCUCGCACGGACGCACCCAGAUCGUGCUGACCAUAGAGAGCCUCGGGGAGCUCCGCGCCAGGCGCGCGGGCGAGGCAGAUUACCUGGCGCCGCUGCAGCGUCGAUUGAGGGUGUCCGGCCCCGGGUACGGGGAGAUCACGUUCAGAGUGCGCGUCCACCCCAACGUAGACGCGACGGGUAACCUGUACGUCAGCUUCCAGUUAGAGAAGGCCGACGGCCGCCUGGCGUCCCUUGAGCUGCGCUACGAGCUGUGCGUCGUGGAGCUGCUCGCGGACACGAGCCGCCUCGCCGACGGAGCCCCGCGGCGCACCCCGCCCAAGACGGAGGUGCUGCGAGGCACCCGGGCCGAGUUUCAGCAGGCGCUCGGCGUCGCGGGGCAGCCGACGGACUUCCCACUCCUGCGCGGACACGAGGGCAGGCUCACCCUGACGCUGCAGGUGUCCGUGGACGGCCACACGAUGAGGCGCGCGGUGGAGGCUGACCACGUGACCUGGCACGAGUUCGCCAGUCCCAAGUUCCGCUACUUGCUCAUCAGCUCAUCAGGGGAGCCCGACGUCGAGGACGACGCCGGCGACGGAGACUCCGCCGCGUCGUACGCCCUGGACGCCCACCUCCUGAGGGCGCACCUGCUGCGCCAGGGCGUCGGGUCCGACCGCAUCCUGCUGCUGGACUACGACGGGCGGGCGAAGCUGAGGCGGCCGUUAGUGCCCCGGGGCGUGGAGGCCAAGUGGAAAGUAGACCGUCGGACCGAGGCAUGA
This is a messenger RNA of Prorocentrum cordatum, 1476 nucleotides long. The record is from the annotation of a GenBank genome assembly. NCBI's taxonomy places the organism in Eukaryota, Dinophyceae, Prorocentrales, Prorocentraceae.